UUAAGGCAAGGACAGGCACCACACAUUCUUGCACACAUCCCUUUCGCCUAGGCUAUUCUGCUGGGGAGGGAUAGCCAAGCCGGAUGGUGGACGGCAAAGGGGUCGGGCCCCGCUUGGGUUGAUCCCAGAUUCUGGGAAGGGAUACCCCCGGGUAACCCCACGGAGUCUCCUGGAACCUUCCUACCUCCAUUCAAAAAGUGAGGAAGGCAGAUACAGUAUUAGAACAGGACAGUCUAGUCCGGGGUUAGGACUUGAGGUCCAGCUUGGCGGGUGGCUAGACAAGGGAAGGUCCUGGUGCCCAGGGAGGGGAUUCUAAUACUAGGGACCCUGGCUGCGUCGAAAAGGGUGCUCAAGAGUCUCUAGGGUAGAGGCAAGGCGCGGGGGUACAUUUAGGUGGUGUGAAUGUAGUUAGUUUACCCGGGUAAAAAGAGAGAGAGAGAGUGAGAGGGAGAGUGAUUGAGAAAGGGUAUAAGUUAUAAAAAGGGGGGGAAAAAAGACUUAAGUUAAAGUUAUUUAUUCAGUUGAAAAAAGACGAAAAAUACUUGAUUUACUUGUAGAUUUGUGUUGCCCGUCAGUAAAUUUCCGUUUGGGUAGGGGCACAUUUGGGAUCUUAGUUUAGUUAUUUAAGGAUGGGUCAGUGUGUUAGUAAAACAGGGAUCCCUUUCAAAGGAAAAAAGAAGAUAAAGAGUAUUCCAUUAGAUAGUCCACUUGGACAGUUAUUAGACCAUUGGGAUUCUCAAGAAGCCACUAAAACCCUUGACCAAGUUAGAAUGAUUUAUUAUUGUACAGAGAUUUGGCCAAAGCUGAAAUUACAAGGAAGGUGGCCAUGGUAUGGAACUCAUGAUCCAUGGAUGUGUUCCCAACUGAACCAGUUUUUGCGAACUCAGGAGAAUCCCGAUAUAGAACAACUAACAUAUGCCGCCUGUUGGCAAGGUGGGGUUGUGAGUGAAGGGAGCGUGAAGAUCUGUAAAUUAAAGAAAAAAGAAGAAGAUAAGGAGGAAAGUGAAGGGGAACAAAGAGUCACUAAGACCUGGGAUCCCCUAGAUCACCUACCACCUCCUCCUCCAAUUUACCCAGUCCUAAACCCCAAUUCUAUACCUGCUCCCCCAACAGUAAUUCCACUGCCACCUCCUCCUAAUGCCCCUAUGCAGGACCCUCUACCUGUUCCUCCAACAGUGAUUCCACUGCCACUUCCUCCUAACGCUUCUGGGCCAGAUCCCAAUCCGGUACCUACUCUUCCAGCAGCAAAUCUAGUCCCUCCUACACUCUAUCCCUCAUCUUCAACCGCUCCUUUAACUUCACCUCCUUCCAACAUUCCUAACCCUAGACUUGAGCCCUCAUCUUCCCCUAUGGUUACUCUUUCAUCCUCCCCCAGUCAUGAUACAUGUAUGCCACCCUCUGUACAUCCUCCAUUAUUAUCCCCAAAUAUAGCUCCUGACGUUAAUACUAUGAAUUUACCUCCUUCCCCCUCACCCAUAUCUAUUCCUUUACCACCCGCCAAUUGGAAACUGAGUUCGUCCCCUUUGUCCAGUAACGAACAAGACUCCGUUUCCCAGGUGACCACCCAAACUGACUAUAGUAUUGAAGGCCCUUGGUGUAACACUAGGUCAAAGACAUCGAAACCUGAAAAAAUGAUGCCUCUCAGGGAAGUCCCAAUGGGUGGGAUGAUAGGAGGGGUAGGAUUUGUAAAUGCACCACUCACAGCUUCGGAAGUCCGAGGGUUCAAGAAGGAGUUAGGAAAUUUAGUAGAAGACCCAGUGGGCAUUUCAAACCAAGUGGACCAGUUCCUUGGACCCAAUAUUUACACCUGGGGAGAACUCAAUUCUAUACUCAAUAUCUUGUUUUGUCCUGAGGAGGUUAGGAUGAUCCGAGCAGCGGGAAUAAGGAUUUGGGAAAAGGAGAAUAGAGUUGGACCCCCUGGAGACCUUAAGAUGCCUUUGGUAGAUCCAGGAUGGGAUCCAAAUCGGGAGGAGGGCAGGAGGAACAUGAGAGAUUACAGGUCUCUGAUAAUUAAAGGUAUAAAGGAGUCUGUCCCUCGUAGUAGUAACACUAAAUUGGCUUUUGAGGGUACCCAAGAGAAAGAUGAGACUCCAGCGAGUUGGCUUACUAGACUGAGGAGGAAUUUUCAGCUAUACUCUAAUAUAGAUCCCGAUAGUCCAGAAGGACAAGUACUUUUAAAAGUGCAGUUCGUUACCAAAUCUUGGCCCGACAUUAGAAGAAAGUUGGAAAAAAUUGAGGAUUGGCAAGACAAAUGUAUAAAUGACUUGCUAAAAGAGGCUCUGAAGGUUUACUUAAGAAGGGAAGAGGAGAAGGCCAGGGCAAAAGCUAAAAUAAUGGUAGCUGUGGCUCGGGAAAGCAUCGGGGCGGAUAGUAAUUCACCGGUACGGUCCCCGGGAAUAGACCAAAACAAGCCACCUCCAUCGGUGGGACGAUAUUGGGAAAAGCCAGGAUUUAGAAAGGAUGGAGAAAGAUCAAGGAAGAUAGAAGGAGUACCCAGUGACAGGACCUGCUAUUAUUGCGGGGAGGUUGGACACUUUAGGAGAUAUUGCAAGAAAUUGCGACUAGAUGAAGCAAUUGUGCAAGAACAGGAAGCAUUAGAACGGGUUUUGAGGGGUGAUGACUAGGGGUGUCAGGGGCUUUAUCUAUUAGGGGAUCCAAUAAGACACCAAGAAGAGCCCCUGGUAAAUUUUAAUGUGGGUCCCCAAGAUGAAGACUUUGAAUUCCUUGUGGAUACAGGAGCUGAUAGAUCAAGUAUUAAUAGACUGCCAAUGGGGAUGACUCCUGGAAAUAAGAUCUGUGAAAUAUUAGGAGCAGAAGGGAAACCGUUUUUAGCACCAGUUGUUGAAAAUGUAGAAAUAAAAGGAAAUUCAAGACAAUGUACAGUAGAUAUUAUCUAUUUGCCAAAACUAGAAACCAAUUUGUUGGGAAGAGAUUUACAAGUCCUGUUGGGAGUAGGGAUUGUACCAGAUAACGGGAAGAUGGUCGUUAGACUCAUGAGGUUAACUCAAAAGGACUUAGAGGAGAUUCACCCCGAGGUGUGGGCUGAAGAGGGAAAAUAUGGAUAUUUAAACAUUCCACCGAUAAAGGUAGAAAUGCAAAAAGACAUUCCUCCCAUACGGGUAAAGCAAUACCCCAUAUCAUCAGAUGGAAGGAAGGGACUGGCACCAGUGGUUGAACAUCUAUUAAAGGAAGGCAUCCUCGAACCCUGCAUGUCCCCCCAUAAUACCCCCAUACUAGCCAUUAAAAAGACCGAAGGAAAAUACAGGUUAGUCCAAGAUCUGAGAGAGGUAAAUAAGAAGACUAUUGCAAGAUACCCCGUAGUGCCUAAUCCUUACACGUUGCUAAGUCAAAUCCCGAGAGAACAUGCUUGGUUUACUAUCAUAGACCUGAAGGAUGCUUUUUGGUCUUGUCCCUUGGCAGAGGAUUGCCGGGAUUGGUUUGCAUUUGAGUGGGAACAUCCAGAUAGAAACCGGAAAAUGCAGUUAAGGUGGAACGCGCUUACCACAGGGAUUUACUGAGUCCCCUAACCUGUUUGGGCAGGCACUAGAAGAGCUAUUAAAUCAAUUCCAUCCUAACGGAGAAAUAAAAUUGUUGCAAUAUGUAGAUGAUCUAUUAAUCUCUGGGGAACAGAAAAGCGAAGUCAGAACUGCCAGUAUACAACUAUUAAAUUUUCUAGGGGAAAAGGGGCUGAAGGUAUCGCGAGAUAAGUUGCAAUUUGUAGAAUCGGAAGUCACCUAUUUAGGACAUGUGAUUGGAAGGGGGUAUAAGAAAUUAAGUUCUGAAAGAAUUACAGGAAUUCUUUCCAUCCCAGCUCCAAAAACUAAGAGAGAUGUAAGAAAACUCCUGGGAUUAUUUGGGUACUGUAAAUUGUGGAUAGAUAAUUACACACAGAGAGUAAAAUUCUUGUAUAAUAAAUUGGUAGAUCAAGAACCAAUCAAAUGGACAAUAGAUGAUGACUGGCAAUUACAAGACCUAAAGAAUAAAUUAUCUUCAGCCCCUGUACUAAGUUUGCCCGAUCUUAGUAAGGAAUUUGAUCUAUUUGUAAGUGCAGAAGAAGGAAUCGCCUAUGGGGUACUUACCCAAGAAUGGGGAGGAUCACGAAAACCUGUAGCAUUUCUGUCCAAAUUACUAGAUCCUGUAGCCCGGGGGUGGCCAACUUGCCUGCAAGCGAUUGCAGCUGCAGCAGUCUUGAUUGAAGAGGCCCAGAAAUUAACAUUACAAGGAAAAAUUAAAGUGCAUACACCGCAUGAUCUCAGAACUGUUCUUAGCCAAAGGGCCCAACAGUGGCUCACGGAUUCUAGGAUUUUAAAAUAUGAGAUCAUCCUGAUAGAUACUAAGAAUCUGGACCUUGCUACCUCUAAGUGCCUUAAUCCUGCCCAAUUUCUUUUGGGAGAACCCGUGAACAACCUAGAGCAUGAUUGCCUAGAGUUAAUACACAUGCAAACAAAGGUGAGAGAAGAUCUUGGGGAUGUACCCUUACCUUAUGGGAGAGUCUUGUUCACAGAUGGAUCCUCUAGAGUAGUCUCUGGGAAAAGAGCUUCUGGGUAUGCGAUAAUAGAUGGUAAAAAUAUGGAAGUUGUAGAAAAGGGGAAGCUGUCUUCGAAUUGGUCAGCACAGUGCUGCGAAGUAUUUGCAUUAAAAAGGGGACUAGAUCUGUUAGAAAAAGAUAGCGGCACUAUAUAUACUGACUCGCAAUAUGCAUUUGGCAUCGUACACACCUUUGGCAAAAUCUGGGAAGAGCGUGGAUAUUUAAAUUCUAAAGGGAAAAAUCUAGUACAUACAGAACUAAUAAAGUUAGUAUUAAAAUCUUUACAAAAGCCAACAGAAAUAGCAAUAGUGCACAUCAAAGGACACCAGAAAGUAGAUAAUUUUGAGAUAAAAGGAAACAAACUUGCUGACCAAAAGGCUAAGGAGGCAGCCUUAGAAAUAGGAGAACCAAUUAAGAUCUUCAAGCUAGAAAGGAAAGCCAGACAACAAGAAGACGAAGUAAGGCCAAUCUUUAGUGAGAAGGAACGAAAAGCGAUAGAGGAAUUGAAAUUACACCAAGGGGAACGUGGUGAAUGGUUAACUCAAGAUGGGAGGAGGUUUCUAAACCAGGCAUUAGCACGGAAGAUAUUAACAGAAAUCCACGAAUUAACACAUUGGGGAACCCAGGGACUAUGCGACCACUUCUUGAGAGAAAACAUAUGCAUUGGAGUGUAUGAAUUAGCUAGGACAAUAACCAAAGGGUGUGUAAUCUGCCAAAAAGUUAAUCAAAAAGUAAUGAGAAGAAUAGAACCUGGUGGAAGAGAAUUGGCUCUAAGACCAUUCCAAAAUAUACAGAUAGAUUUCACUGAAAUGCCCCUAGCACAGGGAUAUAAGCAUCUAUUGGUAAUAGUAGAUCACCUCACCCAUUGGGUGGAAGCUUUCCCCACCAAAAAGGAAACUGCAGAGGUGGUCGCAAAGAUAAUCCUGGAAGAAAUCAUUCCCCGGUAUGGUUUAGUAAACACGAUUGAUUCUGAUAGAGGGCCUCACUUUGCUGCUCAGGCCUUACAACGAAUAAUUGAAGCCUUGGGGAUGAAAUGGAGACUACACACUCCAUGGCAUCCCCAGAGCUCGGGCAGAGUUGAAAGGAUGAAUAAAACACUUAAAAAUGUGUUGACAAAGUUAAUAUCUGAGACCAAAUUAAAUUGGCUAAAGUGCUUGCCCUUAGCCUUAUUACGUAUUAGAACAAGACCUCGAGCAGACAUAGGGGUUUCCCCCUAUGAGAUGAUGUUUGGGCUUCCCUUCUUAUUGUCCCCCUACAGUACUGGAAAUUAUCUAGAUGGAGAAGAAGCUACACGGAAGUAUUUAGGAGUAAUUGGGAAAACGUUGGAGGACCUCAGAAAAAAGGGAUAUAUACCUCAAACCUCUCCUCAUGAUACAAAUGUUCAUGAUAUUCAUCCUGGGGAUUGGGUACUAAUUAAAUCAUGGAACAAUACGCCUCUAAUGCCUAAGUUUGAAGGUCCCUUUCAGGUGUUGCUGACCACUCACACGGCGGUAUUGACUCAAGAAAAGGGUUGGACACAUAUUACUAGAGUUAAAGGGCCGGUAACACCUCCCAACGCAGGAUCCAACUCCCUUGAUCCAUCUACCGGACCAGUAGAAGGAACCUCAUCUACCAGUUCGCGGGAAUGGACUGUAAUCCAGAACCCGACAGAUCUAAAGAUAACUCUUAAGAGAAACCCGAGGACUGACAAAGACUGAAAGUGAAAUCAGAGAGUUAUGUCUAUAAAAGUUCAGAAAUUUGUUGUAAUGUUGUUAGUGUUCUAACAGUUAAGAAGUUAAAAUUAUUCCCUAUGGAAAAUUAAUGAAAAUUAAAUUCUCCUACUGAGCUUUCCUAAAAAGGGGCAGUGAAAAUUAGUAAUUAGAGAGUGAAACAGCUAGUGUAAAAGGACUCUUAUCAGACCUCUAAGAAGACCUUAGAUCCAAGAGGCAAGACCGGAGGGAGCAAACAGGGGAGAAAUGGCCCCUACCGGACUCUUGGGGAAACUGGUACUGGUGCUAGUGAUGAGUGCUGCUCUUAGCAGAGACGAUGACCCUUGCACCAAAUGUUAUCAUCCUAUCUAUGAUGGGGAAGACCUGAGGUCCUUCUUUAGAGUCCAUACCAACAUAAACCCGAGCUGUUUUAAUCACUCUCAGUUAAUUACCUGUCGAGAAGAUGGGAAAGUAUAUUGGACUACCAGGAAUACAGCCACUUAUAGGCAACGCCUGCUUGGGGAGUGCCCAGUAGGAGAAUCCUGGUUUUGUUUUGAACAUGAAGGAUUGAAAGACUUGGUAAAGGAAAAACAGCUGAUAAGGGAGAGAGAAAUCCCGGAUGCUCCCUUAGAGAGAAAUUUAUUUAUAGAUCUAGUGGAGAAAAUAAGCAAAGAGUUAAACUUAACUGAAUGCUGGGUUUGCGGAAGUACUCAAAUGACAGAAAUUUGGCCAUGGGAGGGAAUUAGCCUAAGCCCACUAGAAAUUCUAAGAUGGAAACAAACAAAAUUAGAUUAUGAAUCUUUGACAUCCCGUGGAAAAGAAAAAUGGAAUUUAAAAUCAAGAGUAGUAGGUGAAGAAUGUAUACUGAGAAUAGGAAAAAGAUACAACACCCCUGUAGGAAAAAUGGCAUGUAAAAGGUAUAUAAUGAUAAGGGAACAAGAUUCCAAAUGGGUCCCAAAGGAACCCAAUACAUAUUGGGCUGUUGGAAAAACUGAGACAGGAUGUAUAUAUCAUGAAGGAUAUAAGCUCCAUAAAUGUACAGGAAAAAGAAUAAAUCCCUUCUGGGGGAUUAGGGAACUAUCAAAAUUCUGGGAAUUGCCAGGUGAAACUGAGGAUGAGUUCUGGCAAGCCCCAGAAUAUUUGUUCUGGAUCUGUGGAAACACCGCUUACACCAGGUUACCUGGAGAUUGGAUGGGGAGUUGCACCAUAGGGAUCAUUAAACCAGCCUUUUUCCUAUUGCCUAAGAAAUCAGGAGCACACUUAGGAGUCCCGGUAUAUGAUGACUUACGGAAAGAUAAUAGAAAGAAAAGAGAUGUAAUUGACAUGGGAGGUACACAAGUAUGGAGAAGUAAAGUAUGGACUCCAGAAGAAAUUAUUCAAACAUAUGGGCCAGCCACAUGGGCUCAGGAUGGAUCCUGGGGCUACCGUACCCCUAUCUAUAUGUUAAAUAGGAUAAUCAGGCUCCAAGCAGUACUGGAAAAAGUUUCAAAUCGAACAGCGCUAGCAUUCGAACAUAUAAGUGACCAAUUGUCCCAAACGAGAACAGUAAUUUAUCAAAUUAGGUUGGCAGUAGACUACUUAUUGGCAGAUGAAGGAGGAAUAUGUGGAAAAUUCAACUCGUCUGAGUGCUGCUUGGAGAUUGAUGAUAAAAGUACAGUAAUAAAAAAUAUCUCUAAGGAAAUCCGCAAACUGGCCUAUGUUGGAAAUCAGGAAUGGACACCUCUAAUAAAUAGUAACUGGUGGGAUGAGUUCUGGUCCUUUAAAGGAACAUGGUGGAAAAAGGCUGCGUUUAUAACCAUCUGUUCAAUAACCGGUUUGGUGUUUUUACCUUGUCUGUUCCCUUGUCUAGUCAAAAUACUAACUUCCACAGUACAGGCAAGUAUUCGACGUCUUGAAGUAAAUACUCAAAAACAGGCAAAAAUAAUGUUGAUGGAAAGCCAGAGGCCAAACCACGAGACGGCAAAAGAGAUAUAUAAUAAAUAUCAAAAACUCAGGAAAUUUUAUUUCCAAGAGCAAGAAACAGCAAAUUGAUGCGGGCAUCAGCCCGAUCAAAGGAAUAGAGGGGGGAGUUGUAAUGGACAAU
Messenger RNA from Passer domesticus (house sparrow), 8299 nucleotides. RefSeq lists its product as uncharacterized. NCBI's taxonomy places the organism in Eukaryota, Metazoa, Chordata, Aves, Passeriformes, Passeridae. The transcript has a single exon. Bases 630 to 2624 code for a protein of 664 amino acids. Gene Ontology annotation, biological process: virion assembly. The record is from RefSeq and is a predicted model, not a curated record. Gene Ontology annotation, molecular function: nucleic acid binding; zinc ion binding.